GCCCCAGCGCCAGUGACCCAUUGGCCCUCACACCAAGCAUGCAGCCGCUCCAAAGAACAGCAGUACGCUCCGCGCGGCUCCUGCGCCCGCAAGCACAGCGGCAAUGCCGGCGGAACGCCUCCGGCGUCCAACCCCCCGAACACACCCCUCCCAAAACCCACGGUUCGCACGAUCACGGCCCCGCCAACGAGUCUUUCGGCAGCGGCUUCUUCAUCGCCCUUGCUGCCAUCCCCGUCGCCAUCGCUGCCAUCUCUUACACCCGCGAAGGCCAAGCGCCCUACUUUACCCGCGUGAUUGUCGACACGUACGACGACUACAAGACGAAAUGGGCGCAGCGGAACGACCUGCACACACAGAUGAUUGAGCAGGCGGCGUCGGACCGGACGCUGUUCUUGAACGAGGGCUCGAAGCCGAUACCGCCUAUCAGGUAUCCGGAGCAAUUCAACCAUGGCUCGCCGUGGAAUGUGGGUGCGGGACACGGGAGCAUUAAUCUGGAGAAGGUGAUUGAGAAGUAUGAGAAAGAGGCGCAAGAGGAGCAGACCAAGAGGCUGCAGCAGGUCAGGGAGAACAAGGUUCCUGCGGAGCAACCUGUGCAGAGGUUGAUUAGACGUGCGCCCGCGCCUUCGAAUUGAAGGGUGGAGACCUGUGUGCUGUCUAUGGGAGGUGUAUAUAGCUGGGACAAGAGCAUAUGCAAAUUUACAGAGCUUUCACAUUAUCA
Molecule: messenger RNA, 718 nt
Organism: Neohortaea acidophila
Lineage: Eukaryota; Fungi; Ascomycota; Dothideomycetes; Mycosphaerellales; Teratosphaeriaceae
Exons: 3
Coding region: 39-632 (197 amino acids)
Cellular component (GO): mitochondrion
Source: RefSeq, a predicted model, not a curated record